Messenger RNA from Aspergillus niger, 1812 nucleotides. RefSeq lists its product as uncharacterized. Gene Ontology annotation, molecular function: transmembrane transporter activity. Lineage: Eukaryota; Fungi; Ascomycota; Eurotiomycetes; Eurotiales; Aspergillaceae. The record is from RefSeq and is a predicted model, not a curated record. Gene Ontology annotation, biological process: transmembrane transport. Bases 1 to 1812 code for a protein of 603 amino acids. The transcript is spliced from 10 exons.
AUGGCAAGCGACCGGAAGUCAACCACAGUGAUAACCGCCCCAGGCAACUGUGACAGCCUUGGGAUACACCCUCAUCCGUCACCUACUGACUAUGAUGUGACUGUUGUGCUUGGCCCUGUUGCGUCAACAUACGACAAGAGCUCUUCAGACGAAAAUCAUGCCGACGGCGACAACCACAUGCAGGGCCGGCAUUCGGUGACAAAAGGGACAGGCAAAGAACUUCAGACGCAAACAAACCUACUUCCCAUGAAGCAGUUGCUUGUGGUCUUCUCUGGGCUAUCAGUAGCGAUGCUAUGCUCGAUGCUCAACCAGACUAUCGUUGCAACUGCCCUGCCCACCCUUGGUGCUGUAUUCAAUCAAGCUGAUAUCGUUUCCUGGGUUGGUACAGCGUACCUCCUAACUUGUACGGCAUGUCAACCACUAUAUGGCCGGUUGACGGACAUCUUUGGCCGGAAGGUGAUUCUCUUGGGCUCGCUCUUCCUUUUCCUGAUAGGAAGUGUCAUUUCCGGUGUCUCGAGGGGCAUGACCAUGCUGAUCAUAGCGCGGGCGGUAGCGGGAAUCGGUGGUGGAGGCAUUGUUACCGUGGUCAGUAUCGUCGUGUCUGACGUCGUGUCUCUUCAGGACAGAGGGAAGUACCAAGGAAUUAUUGGAAUCGUCGUGGCAGCCGGAACUGCCCUGGGCCCUUUGAUUGGCGGUCUUUUCACCGAGAAGAUUUCCUGGAGGUGGUGUUUUUACAUCAGUGUGCCCUUAUCCGGGGUUGCUAUGGUCGUUGUUGCCUUUGCCCUACCCCUCCGGAAGGUUGAAGGCCAUGCGUUAGAGAAGAUCAAGCAGAUUGACGGCUGGGGAUGUUUGAUCAGUUUCUCUGCGUCAAUUGCGAUCUUGCUUCCCAUCUCAUGGGCUGGCACCCAGUAUUCUUGGACUUCGGCGGCUGUUAUAGCGCCGCUUUUACUCGGUGUAGCGCUCAUUGGAGUCUUUCUCUUUGUCGAGUUCAAAGUGGCCAGGUUGCCCUUGUCUUCUUCUAUGUUUCCAUCUCAUACUAACAUCCCGCCUCAGCUGCCUCAGUUUUAUCAAGUCGCCCGGGGCGACUCCGCGCUCCGGUCGGGUAUCCUGAUUCUUCCACUUAUCCUCUCGCAGAUUGUCACAUCAUUUACCUCGGGCUUCCUGGUGUCGAAGUAUUCAUGUUAUCGAAUCAACCUAAUUGUCGGUUAUGCUCUUUGGACAAUUGCGUCGGGGUUGUUCACGAUGGUCACUCCAUCAACGUCGGCAGCGGUACUGGUGGUCUUCCAGCUACUGACGGGGCUCGGCAGUGGGCAGACACUUCAGACAACCUUGGUUGCUAUUCAAGCCGCAGUCAAGAGGGAAGAGAUGGCGGUUAUCACUGGUGCUCGUAAUUAUCUACGAAUGAUGGGCUCGACUUUGGCUGUUGCAGCCAGUGCGGCUAUUGUCAACAACAUUGUCCGGACGAAGCUCGAAGCAAUCAACUUUCCGCGAUCAAUCAUUUCCGAAAUCAUCGCCGAUCCCACAAAAAUUGCCUCCAUGUCACUAUCCGCGGCACAAAAAACGGACGCACUAAAUGCGUACGCCCACGGAGUGCAGGUCACAUAUUAUAUGAUGACUGCCCUAGCCGGCAUUCAAUUCUUUCUCUGCGUUUUCUUCGUCAAGGACUACACAUUGAAGAGAGACGAUGAUCAACAGAAAAAGGAGGCUGCUAGAGCUUGGCUGAUGCAAAAAAAGAACAAGAGGGCGGGCGGUAACCACAAUGCAGAACCAUCACCUGCUGAAGCCCGACAGCACGUUGAGGACAAGGUCUAA